Molecule: messenger RNA, 2592 nt
Organism: Cuscuta epithymum
Lineage: Eukaryota; Viridiplantae; Streptophyta; Magnoliopsida; Solanales; Convolvulaceae
Source: the annotation of a GenBank genome assembly
CUGCGGGCACCGUUUUAAAGCCACCUACUCCGCAAAAAGUGGACCAGAACUCAAAAUCGUUUUUAUCCCGCCCACGUUCCACCCAUUUCCGAAAGAAUAUCUUUCCUUUUGGCCUGUUAGUUUAUCAUUUAUUACUCGGAUUUUUUUAGUAACAGAGUAUUAUAAUCCCACUACUCUUCCACGCAGCACUUCCAUAUCCCGUACCCGUUUUUGGCUGUAUCUGCACAUACAGUUAUACACUGCUUUUUUUAGAGUGCCCUUUGGCCCAGUAUUCAUGGAUCGGUAGCUAAAGCUGUAAUCUUGAUUAGCUCAGAGUUGGAGAAAGCAAUGGCUAUUCAUAGUAGAGUUCGAUGCGCAAUGAUGUCGUGGUGGUGGGUGGGGAUGUUGGUCAUAUGUUGGAGCUGCAGGUCGGCAAUGGCGGAAGAGAAUUACGUCAUGUACAUGGACCCGAAGCAGGCUGUGGGUGACCGAGUGAAGGAUCUGCUGGCACGGAUGACCCUGGAGGAAAAGAUUGGUCAGAUGGUUCAGAUUGAUCGGAGCGUUGCUUCCCCUCAGGUCAUGAGGGACUACUUCAUUGGCAGCGUGUUAAGUGGAGGAGGGAGUAUACCACUUCCUGAAGCUACUGCUUCUGAUUGGGUUGCAAUGAUCAAUAACUUUCAAAAGGGAUCGCUAUCUACACGUCUCGGAAUCCCAAUGAUAUACGGAAUUGAUGCUGUUCAUGGACACAAUAAUGUUUAUAAUGCCACCAUAUUUCCUCAUAAUAUUGGGCUUGGAGCUACUAGGGAUCCUAAACUUCUGAGGAGAAUUGGGGAAGCUACUGCCCUUGAAGUCAGAGCCACAGGGAUUCCCUAUGUGUUUGCUCCUUGCAUUGCGGUUUGCAGAGAUCCUAGAUGGGGCCGGUGUUAUGAAAGUUAUAGCGAAGACCCAAAGGUUGUACAAGAGAUGACAGAAAUUAUACCUGGUCUACAAGGAGAAAUUCCCAAUGGUUCAACUCAGGGUGUUCCUUUUGUUGAUGGAAAAAAGAAGGUUGCUGCUUGUGCAAAGCACUUUGUUGGUGAUGGAGGCACGACUAAGGGUAUUGAUGAGAAUAACACCGUAACAGACAUGCACAGCUUACUGAGUAUCCACAUGCCUGCCUAUUCUGAUUCAAUCAUUAAAGGUGUCGCAACAGUCAUGGUUUCUUACUCUAGCUGGAAUGGAAAGAAAAUGCAUGCAAACCGUGACCUAAUCACUGGGGUCCUAAAGGGUACACUUAAGUUCAAGGGAUUUGUUAUAUCAGACUGGCUGGCUAUUGACAGGAUUACUUCUCCAGCUCAUUCAAACUACACAUACUCAGUUCAAGCUAGCAUUUUAGCUGGAAUAGACAUGGUUAUGGUGCCUUUCAAUUAUAAAGAAUUCAUGGAUGAUCUCACUUCCCUUGUAAAGAGCAAAAUUAUUCCAAUGGAUCGCAUUGAUGAUGCAGUAGGGAGGAUAUUACUAGUUAAGUUCACAAUGGGACUUUUUGAAAACCCCUAUGCUGAUCUAAGUUUGGUAGAAGAGGUUGGAAGCCAGGAACACAGGAAUCUGGCAAGAGAAGCAGUUAGAAAGUCACUUGUACUGCUGAAAAAUGGGAAAACCGCGAGCGACUCAUUAUUACCGCUUCCCAAGAAAGUGCCCAAAAUAUUGGUUGCUGGUAGCCAUGCUGAUAACUUGGGUUACCAAUGUGGUGGAUGGACAAUUAAUUGGCAAGGUUUUAGUGGGAAUAACGGUACACGGGGAACAAACAUUCUUAAUGCCAUACACUCCACAGUAGACAAAGACACUGAAGUUGUUUACAGGGAGAAUCCUGAUUCUGAUUUCUUGAAAUCCAACAGCUUCAACUAUGCCAUUGUUGUUGUUGGUGAGUACCCUUAUGCUGAGCUGGAAGGGGACAGUCAAACCCUUGAAAUACCAGACCCUGGGCCUGCUGUCAUUACCAAUGUCUGUGGAUCAGUGAAGUGUGUUGUGGUCAUCAUAUCUGGUCGCCCGCUUGUGAUCCAACCUUACAUUUCAUCCAUUGAUGCACUUGUGGCAGCCUGGUUACCUGGCACGGAAGGUCAAGGGGUGACUGAUGUCCUCUUUGGUGACUUUGGUUUUACUGGACGGCUUUCAAGAACGUGGUUUAAAACUGUGGAUCAACUCCCAAUUAAUGUGGGUGACUCGCAGUAUGAUCCACUGUUUCCAUUUGGGUUCGGGCUAACAACCGACUCCUCAGUGUUCAGAGCAACAUCAGCAGGCGUUGAUAUGCGGCCAUAUUUGUUUGCCCUUGUUCUUUAUGUGCUUAUUGGAUUGCAUUUCCAAGGUAUUUAUGUUGUUUGACAUCACAAGCUCAAGCAGAAGGUGGGGCAUUCCACACAAAUUGUCUGCGAUAAAUAUUCUUCAGUCCUGGAAGCUGCAAAUUAAAAUGGAAUGAAAUUUGGGCAAUAUUCUUUUUAUAUACCCAGUUUUUAGGAUCAUGUAAAAAAUGGUAAGAUACUGUACGUUAUGGUCUUAGACUCUGAUUUUUUUUUAAUACAUACAGUUGCAGAUCCAUUUAUUAAUGAGAGAUUGAUAGACAACUAAAAAGUAAAAAAA